AUGUCUCUCCUCCGUCCCUCGAUCGCAGGUCGUCUGCUACGAGCAGGUGCCCCAUCGGCCCUACGACCCGUUCCAGGCUCGACACGCUUCAACACCUACACCGCAGUCGGAACGCCCCUCACAACAUCAGAUAACACCCAGUCAUCUGCACUCAGCAAGGAAGAAGUGAAGAAGUCCAUGACCAGACAUAAUCAGCCAGACUACACAGCGGAAGUCGACCAAGCUUCUUCAACCUUCUCCCCCAUCCCAAAACGGGUUAUGAACGGCAGCGAAGAAGGAGAUACUCUUCCAGCCGCUGUUCUGUCUGGAGCUCCAAUUGACCUCGAGGCUCGCACCGUCCGCAUCUACAAGGAAGCCAAGCCCGCAACCCAAUCCGGCGAUUGGCAUAGCCACCACUGGCGCAUGGACUGGGAUAUCCUGGAAAAGGGACACCGAUGGGAGAACCCUCUGAUCGGUUGGCAAUCUUCCGCCGAUUUCAUGCAAGGCACACACAUCAGUUUCAAGAGCAAGGAGGACGCGAUCAGGUUCGCGGAAAAGCAGGGAUAUGAGUAUUUCGUGCAAGAGCCAAAUGAGAGGAAAUUCGUUCCGAAGGCAUAUGCGAACAACUUCUUGUACAGCCCUACAAAGCUGAAGCACAUUAGGACGAAGUGA
This is a messenger RNA of Amorphotheca resinae ATCC 22711, 651 nucleotides long. RefSeq lists its product as hypothetical. The transcript has 3 exons. Gene Ontology annotation, biological process: electron transport chain. NCBI's taxonomy places the organism in Eukaryota, Fungi, Ascomycota, Leotiomycetes, Helotiales, Amorphothecaceae. Bases 1 to 651 code for a protein of 216 amino acids. The record is from RefSeq and is a predicted model, not a curated record.